Molecule: messenger RNA, 864 nt
Organism: Penicillium canariense
Lineage: Eukaryota; Fungi; Ascomycota; Eurotiomycetes; Eurotiales; Aspergillaceae
Product: aminotransferase class IV
Exons: 2
Coding region: 1-864 (287 amino acids)
Molecular function (GO): catalytic activity
Source: RefSeq, a predicted model, not a curated record
AUGACGCUGCUCACGACUAACUUAGGGCCCAUUGAACGCACGCGACCAUGUCCUCAGCUUCAUCUGCAACUUCUAUGCCAUCUUUCCAGGUCAUUUCAUCCCUUCGAUACGACCCCGACCUUCCGAAGGGGACCCUCUCGCAAUGCGGACACCGAUAGCUAUCCAGCCCCAGCGCAGUCGCCCUACUACCUCCUACCCUACCACCGAGACCGGCUCAUAAGUGCAGCCCAUCAUUUUAAAUGGGCCAGCGCCCUAGACUUUCUACAACAAGAUUUGGAAAGCUUUGAGGAAUUUCUCGAUGCCUCCAUACCGGAUAGGGACAAGCCUUGGCGGUUGAGAAUCGUCGUGGAUUGCAAUGGCACUGCCUCGGUCGAUGUCAAUCCUACUGCAGCCAUUGACCCGUUGAACUUAUUGAUUCCUUCUCCCUACACGGAUACACAAUCGACCAUCUGGCAGGUGUAUGUGGAUUCACAGUCUAUAACCCCAUCUGGCUUCACGACCCAUAAGACCACCGCUCGGGACGAGUAUACGGCUGCUCGAAUGAGGGCGGGAAUCAGCUCUCCAAUGGAAACGUCAGAGGUCCUAGUAGUCAAUCCAGAUGGAGAGAUUAUGGAAGGGAGCAUUUCGACUCCGUUUUUUCGACGUCGAAACAUCUUGAAAAACGCAGAUAAGCCCGGGCCGGUUUGGAUGACACCACCAUUGACCAGCGGAGGAAAUGCAGGCACAACUAGAAGAUAUGCAUUGACUCACGGCUUCUGCGUGGAGGAAGUGAUCACCCGGGCAGACCUGGUCGACGGCGAAGAGUGUUGGCUCAGCAAUGGAGUGCGCGGAUUCAUGCACGGCGUGGUUGUUUUGAGUCAAUAA